ACGCAAAGGAGAAAAAAAAAAAAAAAAAAAAAAAAAAAGGCGAACCAAGUUUUGGCCAUACAAAUUAAGCAUACCUGUUGAUUAGCAGUCCCCCCUGUAAUUAUUAUCCUCACGCACCUCUAUACAAACAGAAGUAGAGGCGAACCUACAAGUGGUGAGAGUAACGGAGAACGGGGAAGGGGAAGAAUCCCAACUUCACAUUUGUUACGUUAGCAAAGUCCGACCGUUCGACGCGUGUACGCGAGCGGUGCUUGUUGUGGUGCCGGCCUCAUCAGUGUUUGAAGCGGCACAGCAGUACCCACAGCAGUGUAGUCGCCGAGCAGUGGUGUAUCUACACGGAUAGAGAAACGCCCCGGCACCUGCCCUGUGAGCGGUGUAGCAGCUAAGAGGGGAAGAACGCAGGAGUUGCUGCUCUCCCCCGAUUGGUUGAGCGGUGCACCACCCAUUCGCCCCACCUAUUCACCGCGUUACCGCGUUACCGCGAUACCGCUUCACCGCUCUACCACUCCACCGCUCCCCACAAUGAGCGGCAAAGGCAAGGAGGGGAAGAAGGCGCAGGCGGAAGACGAGAAGGACAAGGAGUUCGAGGAGAAAAUAAAGCACCUGAGCGUGGACGAGCGGGUGAAGAAGGCCCUGAACCUGAAACUCGAGGGGAACAACGAAUUUAAAAAAAAAAUGUACCAAGAAGCGAUCGACAAGUACAGCGAAGGGCUCAAGUACAUACACAAAUUGGAGAGCAAAAAUGAAAAAAUAAUCGAACUGGAGGUGGCCUUCUACCAAAACAUGAGCAUAUGCUAUUCAAACGUAGAGAAUUACAACGAAGCGUAUGAACAUGUGAAGAAGGUGCUGCAGCUGGAUAAGGACAACGCCAAGGGGUUGUUCCGACUGGGGCAAAUCGAAUUUAACAGAUGCAAUUUUGAUGUGGCUAGGGAGAAGGUACAAGAGUUUAUUAAAGCCCACCCAGAUAGUAUGGAAGCCAAGAAGUUACUCAAAAAUAUCCUCAUCAAACAGAACGAACACAACAAAAAGCAGAAGCAGGCCUUCUCCAAAAUUUUUGAAAAGGCCUCUGGGCUGUACGACGACAGGGAGAAGGAGAUCCAGAGGAAGAAGAAGGAAAAAUAUGAAAGUUACCUAAAAUCGUGUGCCGAGAAGAACGAAAAGGUGGUCGACUUUGACGAGUGGGAGGUCAUGGAGAGGGAGAAGCAGAACGAGGGGCACACGGAGCAGGAGCAGAAGGAGCAAAAGGAGCAAACGGAGCACACCGAGCAGAAGCGCAAGCAGAAGGAGGGCAAAGCGGAAAAGAGAAAGCCAAAGUACAACGAUAGUGUGAAAAAGAAAAGCGACUCACUCACGUCCAACACGACAAACAACUCCUCCAGCCUAGACAUAGACGAGGAGGACCAAAAAAUAAUCGACGAGACGAAGAAAAUGGGCUACUGCUAUUUUAGGAAAGAUAUAAAAGAAGAUGAUAAAAAAUUCUUCGAAAAAAAUAUGCCUCAAAAAAUUGAAAAUGGUAUUGCAGAUGAGUACAAUUUGUAUAGCACCGAAAAUAAAGCCAUCUCCUCUUGGAACGCCGCCGGUACUACCUAUGAAGAGAAGGACAUGAGCAAGUGGGCAAAGCAAAAACUGGAGCAGUGCCUCAAAAACAUUCACUUUAAAAAUACAGAAAAGACGGAUUUCCUCAAUUUGAAUAACCAAAAUGAAUACAACUUGCUAAAUGCAGAUUACCCGGAAGUCCUGCCCAUACAGUACCUGUGCAAAAUUGAGUUGAAGGAGAUAAGAGACCUCAACGUGGAUGCCCAAAUCGUCGUCAUACGGGGGACGAAGAGGCACAUCUUCGAGCUGUCCUGCAAUUUGUACGUUACCCUAAAUAUUAACAUCACCGAAUUGCACAUACAUAAAAUUAUCGUGCAGAUUGCCGAACUCUCCAGCGAACUGGAGGCGGGCAAAACGUGGAGGGACUACAUCACUGUGAAGAAAAACGACAAGCUGAAGGUCCCCGACAAGCUCUUCAACAACAUCUACGAGCUGCUCAUCGAGAAGGUGGAGAGCCAGGUCAGGUACUUCACGGAGGAGUACAGCAAGAUGUGA
Plasmodium vivax (malaria parasite P. vivax) is the source of this 2091-nucleotide messenger RNA. RefSeq lists its product as hypothetical. The record is from RefSeq and is a predicted model, not a curated record. Gene Ontology annotation, molecular function: ATPase activator activity; protein-folding chaperone binding. Bases 523 to 2091 code for a protein of 522 amino acids. Lineage: Eukaryota; Apicomplexa; Aconoidasida; Haemosporida; Plasmodiidae. The transcript has a single exon.